GGCAGGCAUCUCUUGCAGCCACCAUGGCCUUGCCGUUCAUCCAGGAGCUUCCGGAGCACGUGUCUAGGAAAGUCAGGUCUUCGGUUGUCGUUCCUUCACUAUCGCAGCUUACGGAAGAGCUAGUUUGCAACAGCCUCGAUGCAGGAGCCACGGAGGUGAACGGUGUCAUGGGAACGCUAUAACUGCCUAUUUCAUUUCCCGCUCGAUUUCUACGCAGAGAGAUAAUACGCACGCUACGAUCUGUAUGCAGGUUACUGUUACGGUCGAUUCAUCAGCAGUGACGGUUAGAGUGGAUGACAAUGGUAAUGGUAGACUCUGCUUGUCGUUGGCCGACUAGGUGUCCACAUUUAGCUUCAUAUUCGCGUAUCCUCUGUUUACAGGCUGUGGUAUCUCGCGUGAUGACCUUGUGCUUCUUGGUGAGCGUCAAGGUGCGUCAGAAAAGCGUUGAACCAUGUCGAAGCCUUGUCGAUCGUGUUACUUUCGUCAAGCCAUAUCUUUUACCUUCGCUUCUGGCAACAGCGACAUCGAAGCUCCAAUCAAUUACGGAGCUUGAAGCGGGGCCCACGACACUGGGAUUUCGAGGAGAAGCACUCUUCUCGAUCAUGGGCCUCUCGCUGGUCGAGAUUGUGACUCGUUCGAAGGGGUCUGCUAGCACAUACUGCAAGAUUUGCAAGGUGGGUCGUUAUAUUUAAGUCUGUUUAUGAUUUAAUAUGAACUUGUGCUUACGGACCUCUGAUGCAGGGUGGAAGAACACUCUCCAUCGGAAUGACAAAGAAGCACCGAUCAAUUGGAACAACAGUUCUUGUUCAGGAUAUAUUCUUCAACCAACCAGUCAGGCAACAACUAGCGGAGAAGAACUUAUCAAAGGAGAUUCAAAGCAUUCAGGACAGAGUUGGUCAUUUGGGUUUCAUGCAUCCACAAGUUUCAUUCAUGGUGUCGGAUGUUGCCAGGAGCAAGACUCUGCUGUCAUUGUCUGGUGGAAGGUCCGUAGGUUCCAGCAUAAAAGAUGUGUUUGGAGCUGCCAUUCUUCAGUCAAUGAAAGAGAUCGAUUAUCAAAAGGGCAACUUGAGGCUGUCGGGUUUUAUUUCGCAGCUUGUACAGCAGGAGUCAUCAAGAGACGUGCAGUACUUAUACAUUAACAAGCGACUGGUGAAGCACACUCGACUGCACAAGUUGUUGAAUUCUAGCUUCUCCACAUCGCUAAGCUUACAUUCCAAAGCUGGCUCGAAGUUAACCAGUUUCCAAGACUUGAUGUUUGUUGUCAACCUAUCAUGCCCACAGUCAUCUUACGACAUCACGUUUGAGCCUACGAAGACCUAUGUGGAGUUUAAGAACUGGAAGACUGUGCUGGAGUUUUUUCAAGAGGUUUUGAGUGACAUGUGGUCAUGCAGCAAAACGUCUUUGGUUGAAUCAGGCCCGACUCUGCAACCCACGAAGAAGAAAAGUCAGAAGCCAUGGCAGAAGGUUGAUCCCAAUUACCGGCCAAGUUAUCGUGUUUCACUAUCGGACAAACCAAGGAAGGGCAGACAUGGUACCGGCCACCUGAUUUUCCCGGAAGAGUCAGACGAGAGCUUACCUGACCUGUCAAAAAACGCAUACAGCCUCCGUUCCAAGGCAAGGGAAGCCAGCGUCACCCAGAGGGACAACAAACGUCAGCUGGACCUUGACCAAGAUAGUGUCUGCACUCCUCAGCCUUCGCCUCCUGACAUUAAUCUUGACAAUGCAAGCUGGCGCACUCAUCAGCCUUCCUCUCCCAAUAAGGCUUUGCAGCGUGAUUAUCGCGCUGUCGUCGACACUGCUUCUCCUGAAGUCUCGCCAUUUGCAUCAGCAAGAGAUUCGUUUGUGCCAUCUAUAGUAGCGGAAGGGAACCGGAGUAGGUUCAGGAAGGAUCACGACUUGGACUUGCUUGCGUCCAAUCAGCAUGAUUGGUCCCUGGAUCUGCAGUUACACCCAGAUGGAUUGGACAUUGGGACCUCACGAUGCCUCUUUGAAAGAGCAGGCCAUGCUGACCAACGAUCUCCUGAGCCUGUGCCAAAGCGAAGAAAGAGGGCCUUAUUGGAGGGAGUACGUCAUUCUGAAGGCAAGGGUUCUUCACGAACGCCUUCUGUGAUCGACCCAGAAGAGGUUCCAGAUGAAGCGUCGAUGUUAGUUGGGAUGCAGACGCUCCAGGACAUACAUCUGCAGCAGCCCUCCGUGAUUGCUCCUGAGUUCCCUGCUGUUGGCUCACUCGAGUAUAAGAAAGUGGUCGAGCUUAUUGAUCCGCCCUCUGAACUCCCGCCAGACCCGCCAAGCCACAAGCAGCCAAGUGCAGUGGGAAAUGACAAACAUAAGACAUGGGGUCUGGUCUCAUGUGGAGGUGUAUCUGAAACAGCAAAGCCAGCCAAUAAAGGCAUUCAGGAGCAUGGCUUGAUGCCUGGAGCGCUUGCUGCUUCGCCUUUGGUGAUUGCAGAGGAGGCAGGUAGCAAGCAUCAGCAGGCAUCUGCACUUCUUACAGUUGUUCAAAAUGUUGGACCAGUGGAUGGCAGAGAAGAAUCCGUUCCAGCACCAGCACAUCUGGCUAUUGUAGAAGCUCAUCACGCUGAUGAAGUGGCAGGCUGUUGCUGUUCAUCCAAGUGGAGAGAUGGUCAUGCGCCUGCAUGCACGGAGAAGAAUAAUCCAAGCUUAACGAAAUCUGUGAAGGAAAUGUACCAGCAUUGGUGCAAGAGCAGCAUCCUUGGAAAGGAAGAACUUGAGCCAGAAAUUCUUGACCUACAGACGUUGGCUUCCAGAUCCAUGCAAUUUGAUAGUCACAGGAGGCAGCGCGGCCCUCUUAUCCCAACCUUUGUUUCCAAGGAGACCCUGCUUCAAGCAAAGUGCCUGAAUCAGGUGGAUGGAAAGUUCCUGGUUGCCACAUCUGGCUCUACUGUGGUUGCGAUUGAUCAGCAUGCGGCAGAUGAGAGGGUUUGUCUUGAGGAGCUCCGCAAAGAGGUUCUGGAGAACGAGUCAGCUGUGGUGCCACUGCUUCUUGACUCACCCUCUGACUUGCCAAUCACAGCAGGGCAAGAGGGGUGUCUGAGGUCAUAUCGACGACAGAUAGAACGCUGGGGAUGGCGUUUUAAGCUCUCGUCUACUAGCCAAGCAGAAAAGAGUAUCCGCACACAAUGUCCAACUCAAGUGGGAGCGGACGCUUUGGCUGUGCUUUGCCAAUCAAGGCAUUCAGGACCAUCACAGUGCACCCCAAAACGGUUACUUGUGCUAGCGGUUCCACACUUGCUAGGUACCUCCCUUCGUGCAGAAGACAUUCUAGACUACUUGCUGCAACUUCAAGAAACCGGAGGCGUUGCAUCCACACCACCUCGGGCUGUUCUGCUGAUGCUGGCAUCAAAAGCAUGCAGAGGUGCCAUAAUGUUUGGAGACAUGCUAAAGACAUCUGAAUGCUGCCAGCUGAUUGAAUGCUUGAAGCACACACAGCUGCCCUUUCAGUGCGCACACGGGAGGCCAACCAUGGUUCCACUUAUGGACCUUGAAGAGCUGAAGCGAUUGGUUGGAGGCAUGGAGUUACAGGGGAACCAGAAACUCGAGGACAACCAGAAUCUGUUUCAAGAUCCAUCCACAGGUAGUGCAGUUCAUAACACAAGGCUGCUGGGUGGUUGCCUGCCAAGCCAGAUCCCGCAUUCUCAACCUAGGGCAGUGGAUAUCGUGAAACUGAGGAGGAACCUGGCAAAUGCCGUGUCCUUUCUGUGAGUGGAGUGGAGUACCAUGAAGAUCUUACUCUUCUGGUACCCAGGUUCCAGUGCAGGAAUGCAUACAACAUUAGAACUCGCCCGUGUUUAGUGUUACAUAUCCUCUAAACAGCCGGCCAUUUGUCACCCUCAACUCAUUAAUCAAUCUGUUCCAAUUUG
Messenger RNA from Closterium sp. NIES-67, 3881 nucleotides. Lineage: Eukaryota; Viridiplantae; Streptophyta; Zygnematophyceae; Desmidiales; Closteriaceae. The record is from the annotation of a GenBank genome assembly.